This is a messenger RNA of Serpula lacrymans var. lacrymans S7.9, 807 nucleotides long. RefSeq lists its product as uncharacterized. The record is from RefSeq and is a predicted model, not a curated record. The transcript is spliced from 3 exons. The coding region runs from base 1 to 807 and encodes 268 amino acids. NCBI's taxonomy places the organism in Eukaryota, Fungi, Basidiomycota, Agaricomycetes, Boletales, Serpulaceae.
AUGGACAGCUUACGAGCCGAGCUAAAACACUACGAGGACAUUCUCCAAGUUCGACCCUCCUUCAUAUCUAUACUCCCAGACGAUAUCCUAGUUUUGAUCAUGCCCCAUGUUGUUUUUGGCCCGCCUUCAAGUUAUGGUCGACGCCGUCCAUUGCUGCACAUGUCUCAUGUGUUUUCACGUUGGAGAGCUGUUGCUGUCGGAACUCCGUCGCUGUGGGCGGUGGAUACCUUCUUUCGCCGUUGGGAUUACUUAUCAGACAUUUACCUCGAGCGUUGCUGGUCCGGCGUACCUGCCGGGCAAGUCUGGCCACCGACGCUUGAGUCAUCGUCCAACUGCUCUGCCAUGUCAAACAUGGGUACAGAAACACGCUACAAAGGAGACCUUGCCACGUUCAAGUCUGAGUUACAGGACGAAGAAAAUGUACUCAGGGCCUUGUUGCGACAAGUUGACACCCUCCAAGUUCAACCAUCCCUCCAAGUUCAACCAUCCCUCCAAGUUCAACCAUCAUACAUUUCUAUUCUCCCAGCCGAUAUCCUCGUUAUGAUAAUUCGCCAGGUUCUUGUUGACUCACCCAACGCAAAUGGAUGUUAUAGGUUGCUAGAGUUAUCACAUGUGUGCACCUACUGGAGGACUCUCACUGUUCGGACUCCUUCAUUAUGGGCGAUGGAUAUCCUACUGUAUCCUUAUCAGUUCGAUACUUUGUUGAACUGGUACCUCGAGAGCGCGCUCAGUAAUCUCUUCUCAACAUUCGGAUUCUUAGUAGGGUAUUCAACGACGGGCGUGGAGUACAACUCGCAGAUACUUUAA